Hermetia illucens (black soldier fly) is the source of this 1138-nucleotide messenger RNA. RefSeq names its product inositol monophosphatase 1. The coding region runs from base 143 to 985 and encodes 280 amino acids. Gene Ontology annotation, biological process: signal transduction; phosphatidylinositol phosphate biosynthetic process; inositol metabolic process. The record is from RefSeq and is a predicted model, not a curated record. The transcript has 5 exons. Lineage: Eukaryota; Metazoa; Arthropoda; Insecta; Diptera; Stratiomyidae. Gene Ontology annotation, molecular function: inositol monophosphate 1-phosphatase activity.
UGUCAUAUGUGUAGGAGAUACAGAAAUAGGCGGUUCUCUAGUCAGAGUUGUGUAGUGCCCCGAGUUGUAUUCAACAAGCUCUAGAUUAUAGUUUUGGAUAGUUAAAGACUUACACAAGUAAUUCACUUCAUCUGUAACGAAAAUGGCAAGUGAUUUAGAUUUGGACAAAUGCUACCAAACAAUAUUGACAUUGGUCGAUGAAGCCGGCAAGAUAGUUGCAAGCCGUAAUUCGGAGCGGAAAAGUUAUGAGCAAAAAUCAGGCGAUAUUGAUUUGUUGACAGUUACAGAUAAAGAGGUAGAAAAACUACUUAUCGACAGAAUUAAGGCAGAUUUUCCCUCUCAUAAAUUCAUAGGGGAGGAAGGGUCCAGCUCUGGGGAAUCGAAAUGUGUUCUCACGGAUGAUCCGACUUGGAUAAUUGAUCCUGUCGAUGGCACCAUGAACUUCGUCCACAGCUUCCCGCAUUCCUGCAUUUCGGUUGGCCUAUUCGUUAAUAAGGUGCCUGAAAUUGGUGUUAUAUACAAUCCCAUGUUGAAUCAGAAGUUCACAGCCCGUCGAGGCAAAGGAGCAUUCUACAAUGGAAAUCCAGUUCACGUCUCAGGAGAAAAAGAACUCAGCAAGGCAUUGAUAACCAGUGAAUUCGGAAGUUCCCGAGACCCCGAAAAGAUGCAAGUUGUUAACGAAAACUUCCAGAAUCUCUCCAAAAUAAUUCACGGAUUUCGCAUACUAGGAGCAUGUGCCCUGGAUAUGUCAAUGGUGGCUAUCGGAGCGGCCGAUGCAUGCUACGAGAUGGGAAUUCACAUAUGGGAUAUCGCUGCUGCCAUUCUCAUUGUUCGAGAAGCGGGUGGAGUCGCAAUCGAUCCUAGUGGCGGAGAAUUGGAUGUGAUGUCGAGAAGAUGCUUAGUUGCUGCGUCGCCGGAACUGGCAGCAGCAAUCGCCAAAAAUUUGAAACAAUACUAUCCAAAGCCACGAGAUGAUGAAUGUUAAUCGUUGUAGAUGUUUUGCUGGAUACGGACCACCAUAACCACUGGAAAUGAUCCGUGCCCCAAAGGAGUAAGAGUAACUAACAAAUGGCGGCACUUUCUCAGGUGUUUCCUACUUUGUCUCACCAUAAUUAACUAAAAUAAAGCGUGAUGUUGA